This is a messenger RNA of Nematolebias whitei (Rio pearlfish), 3541 nucleotides long. It is a transcript of the gene arhgap17a, whose product is annotated as Rho GTPase activating protein 17a. The transcript is spliced from 21 exons. Lineage: Eukaryota; Metazoa; Chordata; Actinopteri; Cyprinodontiformes; Rivulidae. The coding region runs from base 411 to 3008 and encodes 865 amino acids. Gene Ontology annotation, cellular component: cytosol; cytoplasm; intracellular anatomical structure. Gene Ontology annotation, biological process: regulation of Rac protein signal transduction; regulation of actin cytoskeleton organization; signal transduction. The record is from RefSeq and is a predicted model, not a curated record. Gene Ontology annotation, molecular function: protein binding; GTPase activator activity.
GGUGAGCCGUCUCCCCGCUCCGCUCCGACGGAUGAAUCAGCUCCACGUUAGCUCGUCAGCUAACGGGUCGGGACCGAGGCAGAGCCAUGAAAAGCUGCUGGCGCCAGUGAAAGUUUGACUCGAGUCUCCUCUCCCUCCUUCCACGCACAACAAAAAAAAAAAGGAGGCUCGCUUAUCAUGUCGUCGCCUCCUCGAGGGGAAACUUUUCUGUAGGAUUUCUCUUCAGGAGGAGGAACGAGCUAGCUGGGGUGCUAGCAUUCGGCUACAAACUACUUUGUAAUUGGCUUUCGGCUCAAUGGCUUGUUUUUGCUCGUCAUAGCGACGGCUUGGGGGAAACUGGGAGAGGCCCUGAACGAACUUCAUGACAAGCCCAAGGCUGCGAAACUUCGGACAACUCGACGAAAAUCACCAUGAAGAAGCAGUUCAACCGGAUGAAGCAGCUCGCCAAUCAAACUGUAGGCAGAGCGGAGAAGACAGAAGUCCUCAGCGAUGACCUCCUACAGAUCGAGCGGCGCAUGGAGCUGGUUCGUGUGGUGUCCCACAACACACACAAAAAGAUGGUGUCAUGUCUGCAGGGACACAUCGGAGCAGACGCAGAGAAGAGACAUUCCGUUCCACGCCUCUAUACAGGAAAUGGUCAGAAAAAGCUUCCCCUCACUGCACUGUCCCAGGCGAUGGUGGAGGGUGGAAGCCAGCUUGGAGAGGACUCCUUGAUAGGGAAGAUGAUGGAAGUUUGUGGAGAGGCUGAGAACCGUCUGGCAUCAGAACUGAUGCAACACGAGCUGCAGAUCGAGAAAGACGUUCUCGACCCACUCAGCCAGCUCGCAGAGGUAGAAAUUCCCAACAUCCUGAAGCAGAGGAAACAGCUGGCCAAGAUGGUGCUGGACUAUGAUUCAGCCAGAGCGAGGUGGUUGCAGGCAACCAAGUCAAUAAUCUCAGGAACAAACACCCAAGCACUGACAGCCAAGGCUGACCUGCUCAAAGAGGAGGUGGACGAAGCUAUGAACAAAGUAGAGCUGUGCAAGGAUCAGCUCGCUGCAGACAUGUACAGUUUCUUCUCAAAAGAAGGCGACUACGCCCACUACUUUGUGACGCUCUUAGAAGCUCAGGCUGAUUACCACAGAAAGUCUCUCACUGUUCUGGAGAGUGUCUUACCCACCAUCCAGGCUCAGCAAGACUCAUGGAUGGAAAAACCUGCGUUUGGCACAGCUCUGGAUGAUCAUCUGAAAAGAAGCGGACGAGAGAUCGCUCUGCCGAUAGAGGCCUGCAUCAUGAUGCUUCUGGAGACGGGCAUGAAGGAAGAGGGUCUAUUCAGAAUCGCAGCUGGGGCUUCCAAGUUAAAGAAGCUAAAGGCAGCGCUAGAUUGUUCCACUUCACAACUGGAGGAGUUCUACUCUGACCCUCACGCUGUUGCUGGAGCACUGAAGUCAUACCUGAGAGAACUCCCUGAACCUCUCAUGACCUACCAGUUUUAUGAAGAGUGGAUCCAGGCGUCCAGUGUGUCGGACCCGGACAAACGGCUGCAGGCGCUGUGGCUUGUUUGUGAUCAGCUACCAAAGAACAACAAAAACAACUUGAGGUAUUUGGUGAAAUUUUUAGCCAGACUAGCUCAGGAGAGUGAAGUGAACAAAAUGACUCCUAGCAAUAUCGCCAUUGUGUUGGGACCCAAUCUGCUGUGGGCCAAGACCGAGGGGAGUCUGGCUGAGAUGGCUGCAGCCACAUCUGUGCACGUGGUGUCCAUAGUUGAGCCCAUCAUCCAGCACGCUGACUGGUUCUUUCCUGAGGAUGUGGAGUUCAACGUGUCGGGCAUGUUCGUGAUGCCCACACCUGCUUCCAGCCAGGACUACGACUGCAGCACCAUCGAGAGGAAGCGGCCCGGCAGCAUGGUGGGACCAGAGAACGACGCCGCGCGCAAAGACAACACCCCUAACAAGCACUCGGACCACACCCUUCGUAGAGGCAGUAACACCUUAGGUAGAAAGCAGCACACUUCACCUGCCUUCCAGCCUCCUUUACCCCCCGUGGAGACUCAGGGGCUGGGACACGGGGCUCCUCAGCCCUCAGCUGAACCCCAGCCACAAACUCCACUGGGGGGUUCAGGGUCUGACACUUCCCAGCAUAGCUUGGCUCAGAGUCUGGCUGCUCUGGCAGCUGCUCAGCAGCUCCUCGCCCAGCAGACAGAGGAGUUCAGCAACCCAAAGCUGCGUGACUCUACCCCCACCCCCACUCCUGUGCUUCAGAGGAAUGGUACUGGUGGAGGGGGCCCUGCAGCAACCUCUGGUACUGGAUCCAUGGGACCCAGUCCACACAUGAUGCGUCGAGGUACCAAGAAGCAGGCUCCUGCCCCUCCCAAACCAUCGAACCCUCCUCCCAGCCAGCCUUGCAACUCGACAAACCACGCCUCAUCCUCUGGCUCAUCCCAGUCCCUCAGCCCCACUGCCAGACCCCCGCCCAGCCACUCCCCCACCUCCCCCUCCUCUCCCACCUCCCAGCCGUCUGCCACCCCAAGGCGCCACUCCAACAAUCAGCCUCCGAUCCAGGCUCCAAACCACCCACCUCCAGAGCCUCCAUCACUGGCCAGCCCCCCAGCGCAGCCUGCUUCUGUCAGCCAGGCCGUCGGGGACCAGCAGGGCCUGGAGCCUUCACCUCCAGGCACCCCGUCCCCACCGGACACCCCUCCUCCACCCUCUAACACCAACCAGGAGGUCGCGGCUCCUCCGUCUCCGUCUCCCUAUCAUUCGAGCUCACUCCCGCGACCGCGGCCGGUCCCCAAGCCUCGGAACAGACCCACCAUCCCCCCACCCCCUCAACCCAACACGAGCAACGAGACCAACGGAAUCUGCGCCUCUGCUUACAAAACGAUGGACCCGGUGAUGUCUUUCAAGGGGCUCAGUCGAGCUUUAGUCCCUGAGCUCGAUGCAGACCAGCAGCCAGUGACAGCCUCCUCUUCAUCCCACCUGCCUCAUCCCAAAGACUGUGACCUGGACACUGAGAGCACUGUUCUAUAAGGAGACGACACAACCGGACCAGGACUCCAGUCUCGUUUCACCGCAGCCCUGAGGACAAACAUGUCCACCUCAGAUGAAGGACGUUGGUGGCUCAAAUCUUUGAAGACCUCUUAAGAACCAAAGCAUCUGAUUUGCGUUUAUUGCGCGUUUUAUGUGAGACAUGCAAAUAUUUGUAGCAGUUUCUUAACACGAAACGCUUUUCUACUCAUCACUCGCAGCUCUGCUCCUAAUCCAGUCGUUCACAGCAGCUGUGUCUUAUCUGCUACGUCUCGUCCUUUCGGUUGCUUACCAACAGAUUCUUGACGGUGCCUGGUGCAGGUUGUGACACGCAGAUGUUUAAAACACCCCCGGCUCGCACAGACGCUGCCACAUUCUGUCUUUUUACAACCCGUCCUGCAGAAGCAGCUCGAGACAAUCAGCAGCAGAGUGGGCUGACGCGUGACUGAGUCGCUUUGCCAAAAAACGCAGAUGAGACUCCUUUAUAGAUCAGUGCGAGGUGUUCGGAACAAAAUGGCCUUAAACAAACAAAGAUG